CAUUAACUGCUGAACAUUGGUUCACAGGCUCCAAGGAAACCAGCAGUGCUUCCCUGGUGCCAUUCAUGUUAGGAGCCAAGCAGGAACUUCCCAGAUGUUCAGAUUUUGACCUGCUAACCUACUUCAGAUACAAGAUGAGAGCCUCACUCUUUGCCCCUGAAAGCUGCGGAUGGGAUUGCAUCUAAUAACCUGAUGUCCUGAAAGAGUGAGGAAGGCCUUGGGGGUACCAAACCAGUGUGAAACAAACACAAAGCACCAAUGAUUUCGACCAGGAAAGAGAGCUUGCCCUCUCCCAGCCUGGAGGACUCCUUCUUCCCCUUCUCCUCGUCAACGCCCUCCAGGCAUCGCAUCAUGGGCCGAGGGGUCAGGCCAGAUGACCUGUUGGCCUCCCCCGAGGGCGACUGCAGCCCCACCAUGCUGGAGAAGGACCUGAUCCUGGCGGCUGAAGUGGGCCAGGCCCUGCUGGAGAGGAACGAGGUGCUAGAAGCUCAGUUGGAGCAGAUGAGGAGAGACAUGGAGGCCUUACAGCAAGAGAAACACAUGUUGCAGCGCCACUUAGAGGUGCAAGAACUGGAGGCAGGGCAGAAGGAGGCAGAGCUACAGGCUGACAUCACAUCUCUACAUGAGCAGCUGGAUCAGAAGCACUGUCAGGGCCGCGAUCGGCGCCGUGAGGAGAGCGAGCAGCUGGCCCAGUUGUCUGCUCACAACCAGAAACUGGUGGAGCAGCUUGCAGAGGCGGUGUCUUUGGAGCACUCUUUGCGUCUUGAGCUGCGCUCUUUAAAAGAAGAGAUGGAGGACACAAGUUUCAGCCGGUCGUUAAGCUCAGCUCGGUUGGACAGCCUGCAAGCCGAGAACAAAGUUCUACAGGAGCGCUUUUCUAAUAUGGACCAGCAGCUGAAGUCCACGGAGGAGGACAACGAGAGGAUGAGGACUGAGAGGGAUGCACUGCGAGAGAGAGUCCUCGAACUGCAGACCAACCUGAAAGAAAAGGAGUCUGAGCUGGAACAGGAACACAGUGUGGUGUUCCAGCUGCGCACCAUGAAUCGGAGCCUCCAGCAGAGGGUGCAGGCUCUGGGGGAGGAGGCCAGCCUCGGAGAGACCGCGUGCUUCCCUCUGUCCCUCCAGAAUGAACUCCAGCAGUCACAGGCUAAAGAAACUAUCUUGGCCCACUCUGCCAUCUUACAAGUGAAAGAGGAGGAGAUUCAGAGGCUGAUUAAAGAGCUGGAGACCAGCCAAGCUGAAUUAGAAACACUGAGAGAAGACUUGAAGCCAUUCCGCAAUUCUCCUGGCAAACCAACGUACAGUGCUCUGGAGGAAGAGAUCAUUCUAGCUCGGAAGGAACGAGACACCCUCAACCAGCAGCUCCUGAACACCAUCAAACACAAGGUGGCGCUGUCUCAGGAGGUGGAGUCGUGGCAGGAGGACAUGCGGCUAGUGAUAUGUCAACAGGUGCAGCUCCAAGAGCAAGAGAGGCAAAGAGAGAAGGAGAAGGAAAAAACACAAUCACCAUUCCAAAGAGGCAGUCGCACAAGCAAAUCUCUUCGUUUAUCAAAAGAGGAGGGGAAGAAAAGCUUUUUCUCCUCUCUUUUUGGUGUGGAAUGAACUUUAGAUGGAAAGAGUAAAGUACAUGAAACUACUGUAAGAGCAUUUUCCUACAAUUUGUUAUUGUUGUUGUUGUUGUUGUUGUUGUUGUUGUUGUUUGGGGGUGUAAAUAAGACAUAUAGACUAAAUAUAGUAUAUUUUGGCAUGAAAUUUAUCAUUUGUUCAUAUUCAUUUGCAAGUAUUGCAUCUGUCACAUAAAUGUUUAAUAUCAAAACAA
This is a messenger RNA of Pygocentrus nattereri (red-bellied piranha), 1819 nucleotides long. It is a transcript of the gene bicdl2, whose product is annotated as BICD family like cargo adaptor 2. The transcript has 10 exons. The record is from RefSeq and is a predicted model, not a curated record. NCBI's taxonomy places the organism in Eukaryota, Metazoa, Chordata, Actinopteri, Characiformes, Serrasalmidae. Bases 259 to 1602 code for a protein of 447 amino acids. Gene Ontology annotation, biological process: vesicle transport along microtubule; Golgi to secretory granule transport.